This is a messenger RNA of Nannospalax galili (Upper Galilee mountains blind mole rat), 4969 nucleotides long. It is a transcript of the gene Limd1, whose product is annotated as LIM domains containing 1. Gene Ontology annotation, molecular function: transcription corepressor activity. The transcript has 8 exons. Gene Ontology annotation, biological process: positive regulation of miRNA-mediated gene silencing; cytoskeleton organization; negative regulation of hippo signaling. The record is from RefSeq and is a predicted model, not a curated record. Lineage: Eukaryota; Metazoa; Chordata; Mammalia; Rodentia; Spalacidae. The coding region runs from base 759 to 2756 and encodes 665 amino acids. Gene Ontology annotation, cellular component: transcription regulator complex; P-body; adherens junction.
CGACUCGCAGCGGGCUGCGGGGAACUCCCCCCCGGCCGCUGCGCGGACUGCGGGGCUCUCCCGAGUGCCGACCGAGCGGGCGCCCAGGUCCGGCGAGCGACCAGCAGCCAGUAGGGGGCGCUCGCCUCGUGCGCCGUCCCGCCCUCCGCGCCUCCUCCUGCGCCCCCGCCGGCCGGUGAGCGCCCGGGACAGACUGACUUCCGCGUCCCGCCGCCGGCCGCCGCCAUCGGACAAUGGGCCGCACGCCGCGGCUGCCGUGAGCUCCCGCCGGCUCGCCCCGACCUCAGCUGCCGCCUGGGGAAGCAGCGCACCCCCGCCGCCCGGUGCUCCUCUAGACCCGGACCCGGGUGGCAGACCGGCUGGUGCCCCGCGGGCUUCCAAGACCGGCUACCCAAGGUGGAUGUGAAUUUUUUUUUUUUCCCUACUCAAAUGUCUCCAGCUUCUUUUCGUUUAUCUCUUUCUGGGUUUAUGACUUGGAGAAGAGCACAGAACUUUCCAGAGCAGGCUGGGUAUAGCUGAAGGCCUCUCUGCCCCGCACGUGGACGCUCCCCAGGGGAAAAGAAGUUUGGAAGUCAACUUGGCUGGCCUGGAGGCCUCAACUUUGUCCCGACUGCAAGUUUUGGAGUCAUGACCUUCGCGCUGGGCAGGUGGGAGUCUUUACCUGUCCUGGGCUGGACUUGAGCCCCGGCCGACACCAGUAUCUGCACACCCCACUUACACCUGGCACCAGGAGUAGGCCCGGGACACCGAUCUGCAACAUGGAUAAAUAUGACGACCUGGGCCUGGAGGCCAGCAAGUUCAUCGAGGACCUGAACAUGUAUGAGGCCUCCAAGGAUGGGCUGUUUCGGGUGGACAAGGGUGCAGGCAACAACCCUGAAUUUGAGGAAACUCGAAGGGUGUUUGCGACCAAGAUGGCCAAAAUCCAUCUCCAGCAGCAGCAGCAGCAGCUCCUGCAGGAGGAGGCCCUGCCCAGGGAGGGCAGAGGGCGGAUCAAUGGUGGGAGCCGCCAGGGCAUGAACAGCAAGUUGACUGCAGAUGGUGCUGCCAAGCCCCCUCUCGCAGCCCCAACAGUGGCUCCUGGAGUAGCUGCCACCACUGCGGCUGUGCAUCCCUCAUACCCACCCCAGGAGCAGAGGACCAGGCCUUCUGUCCAUAGCACAAGGCCUAGCAGCCAGGACUGUGGGUCCAGGGAGGGGCCUGUGAAUUCCCAGAGGUCUGUUUUCCAGGGUCCUGGCCCCUGUGAAGACCCUUCCUGCCUUACUCAUGGAGACUAUUACGACAACUUCUCUUUGGCAAGCCCACAGUGGGGCAACAGGCCAGAAGUGCCCCCCAGCAUGGAUCUGAGUGUAGGGAGUGAGUGGCCUGGCCGCUCAGGGAGUGAUCCCCCAUUGCCCAGACACUGUGGGGACCAUCACCCUUACCAGCCACAGUUCUCAAUGAACUCUGGUAGGUCUUUUGAAAGAGGCUUCAGUGGCCAGGAUGGUGGCAUUGGUGGCUGUAAUAGUGAGAAGCCAGCAGGCCUUUGGUCCACUGCCUCCUCCCAGAGAGUGAACCCGGGCUUUUCUUUCCUGGGCUUGGAGAAUGGGACCCCAGCUCAACCCAGGAGCACCACUGUUUCAGGACAUCUGGACCCCGGUAACACCAGCCAAGGAGCUCGCCCACGAACAGACCUAAGGCUGGGGUGUGAGACUUCAGGAAGGGUCUCUAAACCCACUAUGGACCCUCAGCCUUGGCUCCAGGAUGGACCCAAGUCUUACCUUUCUAUUUCUGCUCCUUUAUCCUCUCCAGCUGACAAGGAAAGUGCCCAGCCAGGUAUGACUUCUGGGCUGGGUCCUAAGCCCAGCUGCAUGGACCCUGGCACUGGUCCCAAGCCCAGCCCCACCAGUCUUGUCCAUCCGGUGAUGUCCACUCCAUCUGAGUUAUCUUCUAAAGAGAGUCCUACCAGCUGGUCCCCUGACAGUAGCCUGGGACCAGUGCUCCCAGAGAGUCCCAGCUCCUCCAAGGUGAGAUUGCCCUGUCAGACCCUUGUUCCUGGCCCUGAACUUGGACCCUCUGCUGCAGAGUUGAAAUUAGAAGCCCUCACCCAGCGUCUGGAACGAGAAAUGGAUGCUCACCCCAAAGCUGACUAUUUUGGAGCCUGUGUGAAAUGCAGCAAAGGGGUGUUUGGAGCUGGCCAGGCCUGCCAGGCCAUGGGGGACCUCUAUCACGAUGCGUGCUUCACCUGUGCAGCCUGCAGCCGGAAACUGAGAGGAAAAGCCUUCUAUUUUGUCAAUGGCAAAGUGUUCUGUGAGGAAGACUUUCUGUACUCUGGCUUCCAGCAGUCUGCAGACAGGUGCUUUCUUUGUGGACAUCUGAUCAUGGACAUGAUCCUGCAGGCCCUGGGGAAGUCCUACCACCCUGGCUGUUUCCGCUGCGUCAUCUGUAAUGAGUGUCUGGAUGGGGUGCCUUUCACAGUGGACUCAGAAAACAAGAUUUACUGUGUCAGAGAUUACCACAAGGUGCUGGCCCCCAAGUGUGCGGCCUGUGGGCUUCCUAUCCUUCCACCGGAGGGCUCAGAUGAGACCAUCCGCGUAGUGUCCAUGGACAGGGACUACCAUGUGGAGUGCUACCGCUGUGAGGACUGUGGUCUGGAGCUCAAUGACGAGGAUGGUCACCGCUGCUACCCACUGGAUGACCACCUGUUCUGUCACUCCUGCCACAUCAAGAGGCUGGAGAAAGGCCCCUUGCCAGCAGCCCUCCACCAGCACCACUUCUAGGCAGAUUCACAGUGGGGAUGCAGGGCCAGGGUUGCCCAGGGAGGUGCCUGCCUGACAUUGCUGGUGGCUGCUGGAACUGGGGCAGAGGAAGAGGAGGGCAAGUGUGAGGGGUGCCUUUCUUUUAACCAAGGUGGUGUGCACUUCCAGUGUAGUCUUUCCUACUCUUUCCCCCAUUGCCACACCCUCUCAGGUUACUCAGGAAGAUGCUCCAGCUUGUGCAUGGCACAUGACACAAGAUUGGUUCAGUGUAACUGGAGGCACCAACUCCCUGGAAAUGGUUCAUAUUUCACAGGGACAGGUUUUUGGAGUGGUCUGCAUUGAGCAUAUUUCACAGUGGCCCCUGAAGAGAAGCAGUAGUGGAGAUGGGCAGCACUUCCCUCCCCUCCCUGCACUCAGGCACCCCUCACAUGCACCCCAUGGCAUGACAACAGUUCUUUCCACUUCAGAACUUGGGGUCUUCUCAGAAUGGCAGCAUUCUAACUACGUCAUGGCAAGAAAGAAGCAUGGCGCAUACUUUGUACCCUAAGAGGAGUUUGCUUAGUAAACCAGAGCCAAGCUUAGAAGUUUGGGAGGCUGGGUCCCCCCAUUGUGCCCUGAUGGCCCGUCAUGUGCCCCUGCCUUUCCUCCUUAUGCCCCUAAGGCAGCUGGGCCAUGGCCAAGGCCUGCCCUGCCCAGCACAGCCAGCUUUGGGAGAACUGGUGCAGGCACCAGGACCCUUGCCUGUUGCUCAGCGCCGUUUUCUGCAUUACUCCCUCCGGUCUGUGACUUUGGAGUGGCUUCCUCAAGGCAAGUCUUGGGCUCCCUUGUGAGGACAUCCCAGGUGCCUGUUUCAGCUUAUUCACCCAUGAGCUUUGGGAAAUCCACCCCACAUCCCGGGAGAGAGCUCCUUCUGACAGAGUUUUUUGUGUGAGAGAGCUAAGGCUAGCCCCAGAGGGAGCAUCUGAGGACAUUACCGAGCUCUUUUCAGAGGUUUCUCUCAUGCCCACUGCUCGGGACAGGCAUUUGGUUUGAAGAAACCAGUAUAAGGUACACUGCUUUUGUCUGUUUUUCAUUGUUUCUCUCCACUUUUUUUCCACACACAAAACAUACCUCACAGAUAAGAGUUUCACCAAAUCACAGGUCAAGGAGGAAUUCAUAUUCAGCUAUCACACUGGAGACCAUUGGUGUGUUAGCAAUGUUACCAUUGAUGUGUUAGAGUGGGCUAGCUUCCCACUCUAGACUGCACUGGGCAGUAUGGUCACAAUGCAAGGUCAGCUGCCACUAGAUGAAAUGGGCACUCUGGUCUCAAAAGUCUAGGUACACUGGCUCCAGGGGUGGUCAGGGUUAAGGGAGAAACCACAUGCUGACAAGACCACCUCUGAGCCAUGUGUGUGAGGCAUGCCUGUAAUUGAAACACUUGGGAGGCCAAGGCCUGUGGAUUAGGAGUUCAAGACCAUUCUCAACCACAUGAGACUUUGACAACGAGAACCCACCUCUGUGCCAAAGAACAAGAUUGACUCUGUGUAUCACAGUCCUGAGGCCAGAGACCAGUAUCUCCUUACUAGUUCAAAUAGAAGAAGCUGGGGGAAAAAUACACAAAACAGACAGAUUGACAUUUGCCCUCUUAAUCUGCAGGGAGGGGCUAUUACCUGUCACUUCUGCCAGUUAGCCUGGGCACCCUGCAGCUGGUGUGGGCGACAGAGCAUGGUCAGUGGAGCCCCUGCACAUGUGAAUGUGGACUCUUCGCUGGGCCCCGGCUCCACCUCUAGGCCAUUUCAACUCAGCUGGCCUUCAUUGCCUGUGAGUUUAGAACUGGCACUGUGGAGCAUCUUUUCAGUUUUUAUAAAAUUCAUUCUGUUGGAUUGCUUUGGCCAGAUAUUACUUCCUUGAGUUCUGUUUUAGACUGAGUCUCCUUUUAAAACCUAUGAAUGUGUGAGGCUGGGGAAACAGACCCUGAGGCCAGGCCCCUCUCUUCCCUUCAAGGUAGCUCAGCUUUGGCAAGGCAGGCAGGGAAAGGAAAACAGUCCAAUGUCUUUGCCUAACCUGGAGUGCUGGCCUGGUUAAUACAUCUUUGCUCCACUUCUGAGUCAAGCUGAGUGAAGAAAAUUGGAACCAAUGUCAGGAGUAGAGGAGAGUUGUUUGAAAAUUGAAUAAUUAGUUGAAAACUCUAUGAUUAAUUUUUUGAAUGAAAUUCCUGAUUGAGGUGAUUCAGAUGUGUUUGCAAAUAUUACAUU